This is a messenger RNA of Closterium sp. NIES-65, 2730 nucleotides long. Lineage: Eukaryota; Viridiplantae; Streptophyta; Zygnematophyceae; Desmidiales; Closteriaceae. The record is from the annotation of a GenBank genome assembly.
AUGCUUUUUUUCAAACAACAAUGCUGGCUCGAUGAUUUCCGUGAUUGUCUGCUCGUCCUGAUUGCCUUGAUUGUCCUCAUUGUCCUGACAGGCAUGGGAACGUAUGGAAGCGGGGCUCGCGGUGGAGCAGGCGCGGAGAUGUACCAGAGCGAGGUCAACAACACCAUGUUCGUGCACUACGUGCGCACCAUCGUGCAGCCCAUGAUGCUGUCGCUCAAGAAGGUCGUCGAUCCCAAGAUCAAGCUGGAGCUGAAGGUCGGUCGUAAUAAUUCGCGGGAAAAGGGCAUUGUGGAGGAAUCGAAGAAGCUUAAAGCGACGUCGCUCGUUAUCGGAACCAACGCCAGAGGCAUGUUCAGCAUGCGCGGCAAGUCCUCGAGCACGGGCGCCUACUGCGUGCGCUACAAGCCGCCGGGCAUAUCGGUGUACGUGAUUCAGCGCGACAAGGUGAUUCUCUACAAGGAGUCGGAGGGCUCGCCCGUCUCCUCCUCCACCGGCAGUCCCUCGGGCUCCGGCCCCAUGAUGCCGCGCCCGGGCCCGCCGGGGGGAGCGGGCUCGGGGACUCUCGAACCCACCUACAGCGGCGCGUUCAGCGAGCAGGGGGCCAGGAGAGGGUACGGCAGCGACGAGUCUAGCCCGUCGGGAUCAGGCACUCUCCAGCCCGUGUAUGGCAACCCUGCGCCCGGCGGCGGGGGAAGCGGCGGGCUUGCCCACUCUGGCACCCGCUUCUCCAUGGACGGCGGAGCGGAAGGGCAGUGGGGGGGCGGCGGGGGCGGAGGCGGAGGUUCCGCGGGGGGCGCGCAGAAGAGCCCGGGCGGGCCGAAUGAUAUCCAGCAGGCGGCGGCGCUGUCCGCGCUGGCGUGGUCGCAGGCGGCGAACAGCCAGGAGGGGCAGCGGCUGCAGUCGGAUUACAUGGCGGAGUUUGACGCGUGGAAGCAGUCGAACCAGGCCGCCACGUACCAGCAGCAACAGGACUUCAUGUCGGAUCUCCAGGCGCGCAUGGCCAAGGCGCGCGCGGCGCUCGCGGGGCUGCAGCUCGGGGGGGACGGGGGGAGCGGAACGGGGUCGCCAGCGGGGGCUGGGGGGGGUGCGCCGGGGGCGGGGUCCGGGGAAAUGCAGGCUCGGCCGAUGUACCCUGCGCCCAUCCCCGCGCCUAUCCCGGACGGGCCUGCGACUGGCGGCAGUGGCGGGCAGAGCGCCAAUGAGAUUGACCUGCGGAGGGAGCUGGAGCUGAUGCGGCAGAGAGCAGCAGAGGCGGAGCAAGCGCGCCUGGAGGCGGAGCAGCGCGCCCAGCGCGCCCUUUCCGAGGCAGACCGCUCCCUCCGCGAGGUGGAGGCUCAGAACAAGCGCCGGGAGCUGGAAACCGCUGUGCGCAUCGAAAUGGCGUCCCAGGAGGCCUCCCGGGCGAUUGCUGCAGCGGAGGAGGCGAGGAAGCAAGCUGGAUUGGAGGCGCAAAAGACGGAAGUGGCGAUGAAGCAGGCGGCGAUGACCCGGGCGGCACUGGAGAUGGAGUCGCAGAAGCGGGCGGCGGUGGAGCUGAAGGCGAAGGGGGAGAGGGGGAGUCAGCGCAUGGCGGCGAAUUACAGGGACUACAGCUACGAGGACAUUGUGUUUGCAACGGAGAACUUCAAGCCGGAGCGCAAGCUGGGCGAGGGCGGGUUUGGCACGGUGUUCUCAGGCACGCUGCACCACACCCCCGUGGCGGUGAAGGUGCUCAAGAACGCGGACGCCAUGCAGGCUGCCAAUGAGUUCCAGCAGGAGGUGGAGGUGCUGAGUCAGAUUCAGCAUCCUCAUGUCGUCAUGCUCCUUGGCUGCUGCCCCAGCAAGUACUGCCUCGUCUACGAGUUCAUGGCCAACGGCUCUCUAGAGGACCGCCUCCUCUGCGCCAACAACACGCCCCCCCUCCCUUGGUACAUCCGCAUGCGCGUCGCUGCCGAAAUCGCCUCCGCUCUCCUCAUCCUCCACACGCGCCCUGUGCCCAUCGUCCACCGGGACUUAAAGCCCGGAAACAUCCUCUUAGAUAAGAACUUCGUGGCGAAGCUAGGGGACGUCGGGCUGGCGAAGCUCAUGCCGGGUUUAUCCAUGGAUCAGACCUACAUGCGGGAGUCUGUUCCUGUGGGUACCUUUGCGUAUGUCGACCCGGAGUUUCAGCGAACGGGGGAAUUUGGGCCGAAAUCCGAUGUCUACGCACUGGGGAUCGUGCUGCUGGACUUGCUCACGGGCCGGAAACCCAACGUGUAUGAAGGGCUAGAAGAGGCUGUAGACGACGGGGACGAGAACGAAUUGAAAGAGUUUUUAGAUGAAAGAGCGGGUGACUGGCCGCUAGAUAUGGUGAUGGAGGUGGCGCGGAUUGCGGUGAAGUGUUCGGAGAUGAGGAGGAAGAAGCGCCCGGACCUAGAGAAGCAGGUCAUGCCGGUGCUGGACCGAGCCAGGGCGCGCGCUGCCAAGGCUGAGGAGGAGGCUCGGAAGGCCCCGAGCCGCCGGCCGAUGGGGGAGGCUCCGAGCGUGCUCUUCUGCCCCAUCACUCAGGGCCGUGCUGCAGGUGCACUAGAGGUGGAGAGGGGGGAGGAGGUGGAGGGAGGUGGAGAGGGGGGAGGAGGUGGAGGGGAGAUGGGGGACAGGGGAAUGCAGUGCGCUCCAUUAUCCAAGACUGGUGCCAGCGCAAUGGCUAAGAACUAUGCUGCAGGUGGUGGGGCUGAGGAGGGUGGGGGGAACGGCUUAGGAGUGUGCUAG